GUCCGGAUCUUACACGAACUGUACACAGGAAGAGGAAACAGGCGUGGGGGAACACGUGAAUUAAUUUUUCGUCUACUUUGAAAGUUUCCCUUUGGGCUGCCAUGACCCGCUGGGCCCGAGCCAACAACGUCCACAGGUGCAAGCCCGCCGAGGCGACGCCCUGGGGCGACCUGAAGGAGGGGUGUGGCCGCGGGGCGCAGGGGCCGGGGCCGUCCCCUCACCGCGGACGGGAUCCCUCCCGGGGGGGCCCGCUCGGCCGGAAGCCCGGCAGGAAGAAGAAGGAGGAGUACGACGGCGAGGACGUCAACGGGUUCCUGGCGCACCUCCGGCAGGCGGGCGUCUCCGGGGCGCGGGAGGACGUGGCGCUGGCGCUCAAGAAGGACCAGAGGCGCGAGGAGAGGAGGCUGAAGAGGCAGGAGCUGAAGAAAACCCACAUGGUGUGCUUCAACUGCAGGAAGCCUGGGCACAGGCUGGCUGACUGCCCAGAGGCCGACGAAGACGAGGAGAUGGGCAGGGGGAUCUGUUACCGCUGUGGUUCCACAGAGCACGAGCUGCAGAGGUGCAGAGCUAAAGUGGACCCCGCGCUUGGUGACUUUCCCUUUGCUAAGUGUUUCAUCUGUGGGCAGACUGGCCACCUGUCGAAAUCGUGUCCUGAUAACCCCAAAGGGAUGUACGCAGCAGGUGGCUGCUGCAGGGUGUGUGGAUCAGUGGAGCACUUUCAGAAAGACUGUCCAGAGCACCAGGGUUCAGGGAAAGCUGUGACUGUGGGCCGACUGUCCAACAAUAUGAGUGCGGACCACGAGGACGUUGCCGGGCCUGUCAAAAAAGCUAAACCGAAGCAGCCGAAGGUGGUUACUUUCUGAGGGGGUGCGUCUUCCCCGAGGCAUCAAAAGGGAUCUUUCUAGAAAGAUGUGAACUCUUGGUGGGGGACCACAGGGAAUGACUACUGCCUGAGCUCUGGAGUGUGACGUCCCGCCGGACUGUGCAGCGAACUGGGCCUUGGUUUGAGGGGUGGAGCCUCGUGCCUCUCAGUCCACCCCCGACCCGACGCUCCAGCCUGGUCCUGACGUCUGACUGCCUGGCGCCACAGAAAGCCUCUCCGUUCGCUGCAGGCCUUGAUUCUGACAGCUCGCUCGCCAGGGCGCGUGCCCGCCUUCGGCCUUCACCACGCGAGACCUCAGUGGAAGAGGGGCUCCACUCUCGCCAAGCAGUUAGAGACGGUGCAGGCCAGUGCCGAAGAAGACCCUGUCAGAAAUCCCCCAGGCAUUUGUGUUGUAUGAGUCCCCUGUGAUGGGCUGUUCCUGUGCACUGUGUCAAAACUGUUUUCAUGUAAUGUGACUUUAAUCACAUGGGACUUCAAUAAAUAUCUCAGGUUGAGCUCAGGGGUUGGAGGCAGCCUGAGAAGUGUGCAAUA
This is a messenger RNA of Lepisosteus oculatus (spotted gar), 1414 nucleotides long. RefSeq names its product zinc finger, CCHC domain containing 9 (gene zcchc9). Gene Ontology annotation, molecular function: zinc ion binding; nucleic acid binding. The record is from RefSeq and is a predicted model, not a curated record. Lineage: Eukaryota; Metazoa; Chordata; Actinopteri; Semionotiformes; Lepisosteidae. Gene Ontology annotation, cellular component: nucleolus.